Molecule: messenger RNA, 2115 nt
Organism: Blepharisma stoltei
Lineage: Eukaryota; Ciliophora; Heterotrichea; Heterotrichida; Blepharismidae
Source: the annotation of a GenBank genome assembly
AUGUAUCGUGUAGUAAUUGCAGGAGCAGGAACAGGCUCCAUGACUUUCUGCGGACAACUAAUCAGAAGUGGUAAAGUAAAACCUUCUGAAAUAGCUGUAUUUGAUCCAGCUCCUUAUCACUACUACCAGCCAGGUUUCACAAUGCUAGCUGGAGGACUUAUGGGAGACGUUGACCGACUAUCUCAUCAGAUGAAAUAUGUAGCUAGAGAAACAAGAUCUUUAUUCCACCCAGAUGUUAUACUUUUCUUUCUUACUCCCCCUCCGUGAGUGAACAAAACCAUUAGAAAAACCCCCUAUUUUUUGCCCUCCGUGAGUGCAUAAAAAAUGUUUUAAUAGAAAACAUUUUUAUGAAAAAAAAAUAUACUUAUUUACCAAGAAUAGCCCACUAAGGAGCAUUUUUUGGUUGGCCGAACAAUAACUGGCUUGCCAAAUUCGUUGGCAUGCCAUAUUUUCUGGCUAACCAAAUUAAGAAUGGCGAACCAAAAAAUGCUCCUUAGUGGGCGAUUCUUGGUAAACAGGUAUAUAUAUAUAUAAGUGAUAAUUAGUAUAAUGAAUCUCGAGCUAAUUCUGUUUAAUUUUAAACAAAUUGCGUUUUUUAAAACAUAAAUUUUAUAAAUUAAAUUAAUAUUUGCUUUCCAAUUUUUGCGAAUUAGGAUUUUUUUAAAUUUCGAACAAAAACUUCCAUAAAAUUUAUUUAUAUAUAAAUGUUUUAAAAACAAAAUUAACCCCUUUCGUGAGCGAACAAGUUUUUUUGUUCGCUCACAGGAGGGGGAAUUAGCAAAGGAUAAUUAUUAUUAAAUUCAUUUUUGGGUUAUUCUUGAAAAAUAUCAUAACUUUAUCUCCAAACCUGUGACUGGAUUUUUCCCUAACUCAAAUAAAAUAGGGGUUGAUGGGAGUGAAAUAUCCUACGAACAUUUAGUUGUUGGUAUAGGCCUCUCAAUAGAUUAUAUACCUUUUCUAAUUAGGCUAAUUUAUAGGCAUCUCUAGCUAAAAUGAAUGAUGGCAAUUAGUGUAUCAAGCGAAAUAAGAUAAUAAAAUCCCAGGACUUUAUGAAGCUUUAGAAGAUGAAAACUCCCCAGUGGGCACAAUAUACCAAUAUAAGUACUGCUUAAAAACAAACAGACUUGUCAACAAAUUUAAAGGAGGUCAAGCUAUCUUCACUCAGCCUAAUCAGCCAUUCAAAUGUGGAGGAGCUCCACAAAAGAUUAUGUAUUUAGCUAUACCUUGACAUAUAAAUCCCAUUUAUUCUUUAAUACAAACUCUUUCUAACUAUUUAUUGUCAUCCCCAUAAUUCAGUUUGGAACAAAACUGGUGUCAGAGAUAAAACUGAUAUACAUUUUUAUAUUCCCCCAGCUCAAAUUUUUGGUGUCCAGACCUAUGCUCAAGAACUAGAAAAAAUUGCAAAAGAAAAAGGUUGCAAUGUGCAUUACCAACAUUUACUAACUAAGGUAGACCCUACCAGAAAUGAAGCUACUUUUAAGAAAGGGACCGAAGAAAUGAUAGUAAAAUACGAUUUUCUUCAUACUGCACCACCUCAGGGCGCACCAAAAGUGCUGCAAGGUUCUCCUAUUUCAAACGAAGCUGGCUAUGUAGAUGUCAAUCCUAAUACACUAAGACACAAUAAGUAUGGAAAUAUUUGGGCAAUAGGUGAUUGUAGUGCUGAAGAAUUUUAUUUAGGACCAAACUCCUUAUGUGAUUUUCUCUAUAAAUAAAUAUAACAAGAAAUAUAAGUCUAAAUUUACCAAAUAUUUUUAUAGGCCUUUGCAAAAAUAUAUACAUGAUUGUACAAGUUGCCCGACUUCUAAAACUGCAGCUGCAGCUAUCGGAGAAGCUCCAGUUCUGGUUCACAACCUUGGCAAAGUUCUAGAUGGUGCUGAGCCAAAUGCAAAGUAUGAAGGAUACACUUCUUGUCCUAUUUUCUUAGGUGAUAAUAAGUUGAUGCUUUGUGAAUUCAAAUACCAAGGUCAGCCUGAUGAAACAUUUGGAAAUCAGAAUACUCCAAGCUCGCUUGCGUAUUAUUUGGUAAAGACUUUCUUGCCAAGAGUUUAUUUCACACUAUUGCCAAAGGGUGUGUGGUAUGGAAGAAAUUCCAUUUUUAAACCUAAAUUCGAAUAA